AUGGCUGGGUCUAGUCUUCCUGGUGCAUUCUGGAUAUGGGUCGCCGCGGACCAGGCCAUCACCCUACUGGUGGACGUCGUGGUUCUCACUGGUCGGGAGUCUGAAACGGUCGACGGUGACUUGGUAGCUGCGCCGGCGCUUCGGACGACAACGCCUCUCAUCCUCCCUAGGCCCACGAUUGGUCGAGUUGAGAUGGAGGACUCUGCAUCGCCCAUGCGUGCGUACAACACCUGUGUGGUUAAUUACGAAGUGGGUGCCACUGAGACAAGGCACCGGGUUACUGACAGAUACUAUAUCCGUACUUGGAGAACGACUGGCUGA
Molecule: messenger RNA, 321 nt
Organism: Colletotrichum godetiae
Lineage: Eukaryota; Fungi; Ascomycota; Sordariomycetes; Glomerellales; Glomerellaceae
Exons: 1
Coding region: 1-321 (106 amino acids)
Source: RefSeq, a predicted model, not a curated record